ACCUUGGUUAACCUAUGGCUUUAAAUCAGCUGCUGCUGUUGUUAUAAACACUUAAAAUAUUUUUCAUAAAAUAAUAAAAAAGAAACAAUGUUUUUGAAUGUUAAUUGUGUUUACUAUUGAAAUGCAUUGAAUAUUGACGAACUUUUUUUUAUGUGAUGUUUUGAAAUGUAAAAUUUUUGAUUAGAAAUAAGUUUCGCAAAAUGAGUACUCAACAAAGUCCGGCUACUUUGCAAGCCACAGUUGACCGCGAAAAAAUUUAUGGUUGGAUUAUUGAGUUAUCAAAUCCCGAAACACGAGGAAAUGCAUUGGAAAUGCUCAGCAAGAAACGUGAAGUUGUGCCGGAUUUAGCUCCAAUGCUCUGGCAUUCCUUCGGCAUUGCAGCGUCUUUACUUCAGGAAAUAAUAAAUAUCUAUCCGGCGAUUAAUCCCGCAACUCUCACCGCACAUCAAAGUAAUCGUGUUUGCAAUGCUUUAGCAUUAUUGCAGUGCCUUGCCAGUCAUCCGGAAACACGGUCUGCAUUUUUACAGGCCCAUAUUCCUCUGUUUUUAUAUCCAUUUUUGCACACAGUGAUAAAAACACGUCCUUUUGAAUAUUUGCGACUUACUAGUUUGGGAGUGAUUGGUGCAUUGGUGAAAACCGAUGAACAAGAAGUAAUAACAUUUCUGUUAACCACUGAAAUUAUACCACUGUGCUUGAGAAUCAUGGAGAGUGGAUCGGAAUUAUGCAAAACUGUUGCAACAUUCAUAUUGCAAAAAAUACUACUUGACGACAGUGGACUAUCUUACAUUUGUCAAACAUACGAUAGAUUCAGUCAUGUGGCAAUGAUUUUGGGCAAAAUGGUCUUGUCCCUAGCAAAAGAUCCUUCAGCACGUUUACUUAAACACGUUGUCAGAUGUUACCUUCGUUUGUCUGAUAAUCCAAGAGCUCUUUUGGCAUUGCGGCAGUGUUUGCCCGAUCAGUUGAGAGACAAUACAUUUGCGACUUGUCUGCAGGAAGACAUGUCUACUGAGCACUGGUUAAAUGAACUUUUAAAGAAUUUAGAAACUGGCCCACAAACAGGUCCUUCCGCUCAACAAGCUUCAACGCAAGCUAAUCAACAAGAUCCCAGAACCAUUGGCAUGUCACCUUUAACAUCUUGAUGAGUAUUGUUAGAAAUGUAUUAUCAUUUAAGUAAAUGAAUAUCAUGUAAUAAAGACUUGUAUAAUAAAUCAA
Messenger RNA from Leptopilina heterotoma, 1212 nucleotides. It is a transcript of the gene Rcd-1, whose product is annotated as CCR4-NOT transcription complex subunit 9. The transcript is spliced from 3 exons. The record is from RefSeq and is a predicted model, not a curated record. Gene Ontology annotation, cellular component: P-body; CCR4-NOT complex; CCR4-NOT core complex. Gene Ontology annotation, biological process: negative regulation of translation; mRNA catabolic process. Lineage: Eukaryota; Metazoa; Arthropoda; Insecta; Hymenoptera; Figitidae. Bases 201 to 1139 code for a protein of 312 amino acids.